Cololabis saira (Pacific saury) is the source of this 3110-nucleotide messenger RNA. RefSeq names its product SR-related and CTD-associated factor 4-like. The record is from RefSeq and is a predicted model, not a curated record. Gene Ontology annotation, biological process: negative regulation of termination of RNA polymerase II transcription, poly(A)-coupled. Gene Ontology annotation, molecular function: RNA polymerase II C-terminal domain phosphoserine binding; RNA binding. Gene Ontology annotation, cellular component: nucleus. The transcript is spliced from 18 exons. NCBI's taxonomy places the organism in Eukaryota, Metazoa, Chordata, Actinopteri, Beloniformes, Belonidae. Bases 193 to 2469 code for a protein of 758 amino acids.
GGCCGUCGUCUGCAGGGUGGAGGCUAGCGCCGCUUAGCACAGCCACUGCUAACACCAACAAAAACAACUAAACCCUUGUUUUACUUUCCUUAUUGCGACGUUGUCAGUCGUAUACAUGGAAAUAAUUUAUCUUUGUUAAGGUAACAGAAUCGUACGUGAUAGUUGGUGUGGUUUCCACGACCGAACACCGACAUGGACGCGGUGAACGCGUUCAACAUGGAGCUGUUUUCCAUGAUUGACAUGAAGCCUCCAAUAUCCCGUGCCAAAAUGAUGUCCAUUACAAAAUCAGCCAUCAAAGCUAUAAAGCUUUAUAAACAUGUUGUCCAGAUUGUUGAAAAGUUCAUCAAGAAGUGCAAACCAGAUUUAAAAGUCCCUGGUUUAUAUGUGGUUGAUUCCAUUGUGCGACAGUCACGCCACCAGUUUGGGGUAGACAAGGAUGUUUUUGGACCCAGAUUCUUGAAAAACUUCACAGAUACCUUCCAAAACCUUUAUCGUUGUCCAGAAGAUGAUAAGAAUAAGAUACUUCGCGUCCUAAACCUGUGGCAGAAGAAUGGUGUGUUCGACAUGGGCAUUCUUCAGCCUCUGAUGGAUAUGGUUAAUGGUGUCAUUGCACCUCUUUCUGCUGUGGAAGUCCCUGCUAGCUCCAAACCAGAUGGUCAACCUCCUGGUGCUACUGCUCCUCUUGUCCCUGCUGAGCCCCAGCUACCUAGUGCUGAUGCCUUAGCUGCUGUAGCCCAGCUGUUCCAAUCUCCCCACGAACUGCAGAAGAUGCUCCAGAACUUUCAGCAGGCAGAUAAGACAGUUCUGCCUACCAGCAUUGGAAAUGUGCCAAAUUCAUCUCAGAUACCAGCAACUCAGUUCAAUUUUAACAGCACAAAAACUGAAAAGAAAAGCUCUUUAGCUGAGAAACUCCUUGAUCGAUUUGACUACGAUGAUGAACCUGACGAUGUUCCAGAAAGCCACAUUCAGUCCCACUGCGUUCCGGAAAAUGCAUCAAAUCAAUAUCCUGGACAGAUGCUCGACACAAAUGUUCAUCCUGAUAUGCUGAGGCAAGCUGGGGAUAUAAAGCACGGAGGAGGAAUGAGUCAUGGAGAACAUCAUUUGAUACCAGAUCGAUAUCAUUCAACAAAUGAGACUCGCUCUCAGUCACAGGCAAACUCGAGUGAAAACUUGUCCAUAAGGCAGGAUGGCAUCCAGAGAGGCCAUGGCAGGAGUUCCAGAUCCAGAACUGGUUCCAGAUCUCCUAGGAGAAGACGCUCAAGAUCUUCAUCGCGGUCAAGGCGGCCAAAGCAUCGGCGUUCUCGCUCCAGAGAACGACGCUGGAGGUCUCGCUCUAGAUCACAGGAUAAGCAGGAGAGAGAGAGGGACAGAGAAAGGAGACAGAAAGGUCUUCCCAGUAUAAAGAACCACACACUCAGCGUUUGCAGUACUACGCUUUGGAUUGGACAGCUAGACAAGAAAACACAGCAGGCGGAUUUGAUGUCGGUUUUGGAAGAGUUUGGCCAGAUUGAGUCCAUCAAUAUGAUUCCUCCAAGGGGCUGUGCCUAUAUUGUUAUGGUUCACAGGCAGGAUGCCUAUACAGCCUUGAGCAAACUCAGAAGAGGGUCAUACAAAGUCAACCAAAAACCUGUGAAGAUUGCCUGGGCUUUGAACAAAGGUAUAAAAGCAGCACACAAAAAGUUCUGGGAUGUGGAACGGGGAGUUACGUACGUCCCCUGGAGCAAAGUCAAAGUUGAGGAGUUGGAGAGCUAUCGGGAAGGGGGUGUGCUGGAUGCAGACUCAUUAAAUCCUGAGUGGAAUAUCGCAAGAGACAUCAACAACAAGGCAGCUGUAAAUGGAGCAAUGGAAAGGGUACAGGAUGGACCUGUCACUGCCCUCGCUCAGGUACCAACAAUUCAACAGACAGAACCCAUUGGAAGCCCACCAGCUUUCCCUGGUCCCAUCAUGUUUUCCCCAACGUCCAUGCCUCCUAGACAAGCUCCUUUCAUGCCCACAAAGUUUGAUCCAGCAAAUAUGGCAGCUGCAGGAGGUAUCAAACUUCCAGAAGAAUCCGCUGAAAAUAUCUUGGGAGAUCAACACUUUUCCCCUGAUAUCGGCACCGGAAACCAACUGGGCUCUCCAGUAGCACCGGGCAUGACCCUGCCCAAACCCGGAGUCAUGCAGGGACCCCCUAGACCCGGGAUGCCGCCUAUGCAGCCUCCUCCGGGCAUGCUCAGUCCCCACACACCUCCCUUCCUCCCCUCUCCAAACAUGCAACACAUGCCCCCGCAAAUGAUGCCAGCAGGGCCAAUGUUUCCGUCUAACAGAUUCAGAAUGCAAAUGCCUUUUCCUCCUCGCGGUCCUCCUUUCCAGCGAUAUCCACCAAUGGGACCUGAGAGCAUGAAUGAUGGGGAGGACAGGCAUUUCCAGAAUGGUCAGCCGGGGUUUGGAUGUCCACCCUUCGAAAGAGGGAGAUGGGAGAGGAUGUAGAUUCAUUGAUGAGCUAAAGGGAUGGACUGUUGAAUUUCUGGGAUAUGUAUGACUAAGAAUAAUAACAUCUGGUUCAACAAUAAUUGUUGAUAGCAACUGUGGUGAUUUGCUUUGUUCAGACUGAUUUCAGCACCAAACCUUUUCUCUGUUUAACAUUGAAAAACAAAACACAGCUCUGAAUGUGGUACAUGCUCCUGUAUGUCUAUCAGAGGAAGAACUUUUGCCGAACAUCCUGUUUGUGCUCGUAGAUGUUUAUCUCUUUGUAUAUUUAUAAUUGUGUAGUUAAUGAUGGACUCUGUUAUCUGUAUUGGUACCGAUAACCACAGAAGGAAAGUGUGUGUUUUUUUGAACUUAUUCCCUUUUUCAUAAUUUUUGUCUAUGGAAGAAAAAAAAAGUAAUCAGUCUUUUUUGGUAUUUUCGUUUUUAGUAUCACAUUAACCUUUCCCUUUUAGCCAGAAAAACUGGAGUUCAUUUAAUGAAGGUUCCAUGUCCUGCCAGUAGAGGGCAGAGUCAACCCUGUUUCUGUGGCCAACCUCUGUUGUGCAUUGAGGUCACACCUUGUGGGAUCAUAUGCAGUGAUUAUUAAAAAAAAGAGUAAUUGCCAUUUGUUCAAGUGGUUUGUUUGUGUUACUCUUUGUCUG